Betta splendens (Siamese fighting fish) is the source of this 1384-nucleotide messenger RNA. Its product is annotated as tumor necrosis factor receptor superfamily member 11B-like. The coding region runs from base 76 to 1350 and encodes 424 amino acids. The transcript has 6 exons. NCBI's taxonomy places the organism in Eukaryota, Metazoa, Chordata, Actinopteri, Anabantiformes, Osphronemidae. Gene Ontology annotation, molecular function: protein binding. The record is from RefSeq and is a predicted model, not a curated record. Gene Ontology annotation, biological process: signal transduction.
GGGAACGACGGCGAGGUGGGUUGGGUCUCUCUCUCUCUCUCCCUCUCUCCAGGCUGUAUAAGUACCCCAUCCGUGAUGGACACUGCAUUGCACUUUUACGCAGUGAGGAUGAGCGCACGGAUAGCGAAAUCCAACCCGGCCAUGAAACUAAUAGUGCUCUUCACGGCGUCGCUCUCCUGGGCCUUCCAGCAGCCGGCCGCGCCGCCCAAGUACCAGUACCGCGACCCGGCCACGGCCGACGUCCUGCUGUGCAGCCAGUGCCCCCCCGGCACGGCCGUGAAGCGCCACUGCACGGCGGCGGCGCCGACGGAGUGCCAGCCCUGCCCCGAGAGGCACUUUGCCGAGAGCUGGCACUGGGGGGACUCGUGCCAGCACUGCACCUCGGUGUGCAAGGAGAGGCAGCUGGUGAAGCAGCAGUGCAACAGCACCCACGACCAGCUGUGUGAGUGCGCUCCAGGUUUCCACCUAGUGGUGGAGUUCUGCAUCGCACACAGGUCCUGUCCGCCUGGCUACGGAGUGACAUCAUUAGGAACGCCGCUGAGCGACACCGCGUGCGAGCGGUGUCCCGCCGGCCACUUCUCCGCCGCCGCCUCCGCCUCGGAGCCGUGCCAGCGCCACCGGAACUGCUCGGACCUGGGCCUGAAGACGCUGCGGUGGGGCACGGCCAGCGCCGACAGCCUGUGCGACGCCGCGGGCCGCGCGGCGGCGGCCGAGUGCUCCCAGCAGCACACGCUGUGCCACACGGAUGUGACCCUUUGUGAGGAGGCCAUCUUCCAGUCUCUGGCCUCGUGGCCUCUGGAGCGGCUGAUGGAGAGUCUCCCAGGCCGGAGGGUGGACCACAAGAGCCUGGACCGGCUAAAGAAGACCUGCUCCCCUCAGCAGCAGGUGCUCCAGCUGCUGCGGCUGUGGAGGGAGCAGAACAAGGACCAGGACAAGCUGUACGGCCUCAUACAAGGCGUCAACCACUGUGAGAGGAAGGUCUCCCGAUGCAACGUCCUGAAGAACGUGACCUUAGACGACCUGCUGCUGGUCAGCUACAGCCUGCCGGGGGCCCGGGUCCGGCCCGGGGACAUCCAGGCGCUGGUGUCCAGCUGCCUGCCCAGGCAGUACAUCCUGCAGCUUCUGCACCUGUGGAAGGCGGCCAACCACAACCUGGACCUGGCCAAAGGCCUGUCCCACAGCCUGCGGGUGCUGCGCAGCCAGGGGGCCCCGCGCUACCUGCUGAGGGGCCUGAAGAAGAUCAGCCGCAUCAUAGGAACCGCACCCACGCACAAGAUUUACGAGAAGAUGUUCGACAAGAUGCUCCAGGACGAGACGUGUUUCAAAGCUCAUAAGCUGUUCAACGAAUGAGACAAUGGGUGGGUAAACAGUGUGUGUGUGGGGG